Bipolaris zeicola 26-R-13 is the source of this 369-nucleotide messenger RNA. RefSeq lists its product as uncharacterized. NCBI's taxonomy places the organism in Eukaryota, Fungi, Ascomycota, Dothideomycetes, Pleosporales, Pleosporaceae. The transcript is spliced from 2 exons. The coding region runs from base 1 to 369 and encodes 122 amino acids. The record is from RefSeq and is a predicted model, not a curated record.
AUGCCUCUGUCGCCUGAUCGAGUCAAAAAUCACUCCAAACACCGUUUUACCCUCAAUACCAAUCUCUUUGUUGUUUUGCUUGCGUUCAAGCCACACCGAGAAAAGAAUCCAUCGUCACGCACGGUCCCAAGAAUGUGCUAUCAAGUCGUCGAACGCUACUCGGUUUGCCGAUGUCUAUACUACAAACACGCCAUCGAUCCGUGUGUUGCUCAUGGCCAGCGAGGGCAUAUGGUCCAGGAAAAGACGGUUCUUGUAGGCUAUGCUUGCAAUACACAUAGUAGCCACCGACCCAACAUCGUUUACCAUGCUGCUGUUCAUCCAGAUUCUGGCUACGGAAGCAGUUCAUGUUCUUUUGGUCCGUUACGAUGA